Messenger RNA from Durio zibethinus, 2097 nucleotides. The record is from RefSeq and is a predicted model, not a curated record. NCBI's taxonomy places the organism in Eukaryota, Viridiplantae, Streptophyta, Magnoliopsida, Malvales, Malvaceae.
AUACUAAUUAAACUAAAGUUCAUAUGCUAUUUUAAAAAGUUUAUUUUUUUAAGUAUUAAAUUGAGAAAAAAUAUAUAUUUCAAGAGGCAAUUUUAUAUUUAACCAAAAAUAAAAAAUCCUAACUCCCCAUUUUCUUUUCUUUGUCUAUCCUUGAGAAGUUUCAUUCUCUAUUUAAUAAAUAACUCUUCAUCUCUACGCUUUCUUCCCUCGUUUCUUCUCGUCGCCGCACCUGGAGUUAUCGGCGGCAGCUUCAUCUUACGCUUCCCUUGUUUAUUAUCUUAGGCCGCUUCUCCCUUUUUCUUCAUUUUUCCCUUCAAUAAAACAGCCUUCAAAACCCAAUAAUCGAAGACUAUUUACUUCUUCACUGAAACCCAAAGCCUGUACUUUUCUUUACAAUUUUUGAAGACUUGAAAAUCAAAGGGACGGGUGAUUUUGGUUGACUAGUGUGACGAACCCAAGGGAUUGAAAACUAGAAUGUGCAUGCUUUAUGUUCUUUAAUGUGCUAUAAUGGAUCCCCAUAGCCUUCCAUUUGAAGUUGGUCAACUAGUUGAGACAAGAUCUUUUUUGGCUGGUUAUCGUGGUGCAUGGUUUAGAUGCAAGAUUAAGGAAAUUGGUAGGAGGAACAAGGAAUUGGGGCAUGCCUUGGAAUAUAUUGAUUUUCCAGAUGAAAGUUCGGUGGCUGCCACAUUUCCUUGUCCAUCUCUUUCUCAUGCAAGUUUCCAGUUGGGAGGCUUCCUAUGGAUCCUCCAAUGUCUCCUUAGUGUGCCCGGUAAUCAGAAGAAUUGGUCUUUUGGGAACAUUGGGAACAGCAAAGACGGGAAGCGGACCUUGAUGGUGCGCCCUUGCUUUCCUCCUGUUUAUCGUGAAAAUCAAAUGCCUGAUGUCAAUACCAUCUCAGAGGUGAUUGUCAUCAUCAAUGAUGUUUGGAAGGUGGGUGAUUUGGUAGAUUGGUGGAUUGAUAAUUGCUUUUGGUCUGGAAGGAUAACUGAAAAGUUGGGGGAUGAAAAGGUUAAGAUUGAGUUGCCACCUCCUCCUGUGGGUGAAGGGUCUUCAUAUGAGGUUUUGUGCAAAGACUUACGUCCAUCGUUGGAUUGGUCUGUGAGUGAGGGCUGGAAGUUGCUUCUUCCCAAGGUUGCAGCCUUACACUCUUUCUCCUCCCUUGCAUUUUUAUCUGAUCUAAUCUUGGUUUUUUCCAGGCUUAGUAUUUCUUUUGAAUUUGUUCAACACCCAAUAUCCAUUGAUGCGAGAAGGCAUAACAACUUGAUAUCUUUGGAAUUUAAAAAGCAGUUCUUUGGUGCAAAAUAUGUCUUGUCAUCUGUGGACAUAUUUUAUCCUAUUAUGUCUAAGGAGAAUAAAUAUCAUCUUUGUUGUGCUCGGAUAGUCAAGUCUCUUAAUCGAGGGGGUUCCCCAAACUUGAUAGAUCACACUUUCAGUGUGAGGGACAAGGAUGCUCAGCCAACGGCUGGAGCAUCAGUUGAGCAUGAGGGUUCUUUAUCUUCUCAUAUUUCAUCUGGACCCUUACAUCUUCCAUAUAAACGACUGCAACUGGCAAAGAAAUCUUUGAAUGAAAAACAGACAAAAACUAAAGAAAAAAUUAUAGGCUUGACUGUAGUGGAUCAUGUCCCUAGAAAAACCAGUUGCUCAGAUAGUGUUUCCAGUUCGCCUAUACAAGAUACCUCAACACAAAUGCCAGGAAUGGCAAUUCAAAGUGACAAAUAUGAUGACAAUGGAUUAAAGAAGAUGAAAAUUGAUGAAAGAAUUUGCUUGAAUUCCACAUCCUCUGAUACAAUUGAAGCUGCAAUUUUGGAUUUGGAGGAACUUAUUUGUCGUGUUAAAUGGCUUAAGCAUAUCUUAGAAUUCGGAACACCAUUAUCAGAUAGUAUGAAAUCUUCUUGGAAGUUUAUAGAACACCGAGCAUCAAGGCCAAAAUGAGUGCCUGCGCAGAAGGCUAGUUUGCAUGAUUCGUAACCAUGUAGUAUUCUUCAUUUUUGUUUCAAGAUUGGUGAAGGCAGUAGCAUUCAUAUCUGAAGGAGCCGCCUGACUUGGAUUGACAAAAAUUUUUGUACUUUAGACAUCUUCUUGUAGAGUAUUUUUUCU